GAUUCGAUACAUCUUUGUGCGACGCGGUGAAUGGUUCAAGUGGUCACUAACAUAUAUUCGAUGCAUUUUAUAGUUUCGUAUCAUGAGUAGCAAUCAGUUAGAACCUCGUUCAGUCUCUCCUGACAUCGAACAGCAACGGCAGCGCAACGCUUCUCCGGCGCAUCCGGACGAUCCGCUCGGCGGCCCGGAACACCUUGAAUUCAACGAAGACGACGACGACCCGCCAACUCCGCGCUUUAUGCAAGACCAAGGAGCCUGGAAGAAAUGGAAAUGGGUUCCAUAUCCGAUCCGGAAGUAUGGGAAGAUUGCUUUUAAGUGGAUGAAGGGUCCUCAGAACCCUAAGGUCUGGAAGAUUGAGCCAUUUUUUCCAGUCGUCCAGCAUGCGCCGCUUCGUCUUCUUGACAAGUUCCUCCCAAACAGAAAGCAUCAAAUCCUGCUGUACAUGGGCUACGUCGCAGUAUGGAUUAUCACAUUUGCUCUUGUUAUGUGGCGGGGUCAGGUCGCCUCUGAGGUUGCGACUUACGGCAUGCCAACUGACAUAAGUUGCGGUGUAGCGUAUUGGUCGCGAAACAACGGGUGCGGUAUUGAUGGUGUUAAUUGUAGGCCGUUCAACAACAGCGCCUUUGCCUUUCGUUGUCCAUCGAAUUGCGCUAGCUACCGAGUUCUCAACCCUCGAGCGGUGGGGGCCCAGGAGGUGGUCUAUGCUCCGUUGAUUGUUGGAGGACCCCCGGAUCCAACGAACGACGAGAAUCCCGUAUACCGGGGGGACUCCUUUAUUUGCGGAGCCGCCGUCCACGCCGGUCUCAUCUCCAACUCCCAAGGUGGUUGCGGUGUGGUGUCUUUGAUAGGAGAACAGCAAGAUUUCAUCAGUUCAAACAGAAACGGCAUCGACAGCAUUGGCUUUGAUUCUUAUUUCCCGCUGUCGAUUACCUUUCAACAGGGAAUCGAGUGUAAGGCCAAGGAUGUUAGGUGGUCACUGUUGGCAGUUUCUGUGGUUUUCACUACCGUCUUAUCCCUGUUCACCGCAUCAUCGUCGGUUUUUUUCUUCACGAUUUUCAUCGGGAUAUUUUGGCAAGUAGGUAUGGCUUCUGAUCCGCCGUCCUACUCGACAAUCCCAAGUCUAUUUUCCGAUAUCUUGGGUAAAUUCCUACCUGCCAUGUUCUGCGCUUGGGUAUUUUACGACAAGAUGGGAGUACGACGAACGUUGCAAGGCCUCACAGCUCAGGUUGAAAAAACAGUUUUGUGGCUCGGUGGCUGCUGGGUUGGAGCACUCACUAAUUAUACCUUUGACUUCAUCCCCAUUCAGCGCCUGACCGCGCACGAUCUUGAUCAGCAACCCGGUGCUAAAGCGGCACUUGCCAUAAUUGUCAUCGUGCUAUUUUGCAUUGUUGUGGGUCAGAUUUGGGCGAUCCGACAAGAAGGAAACCUGUUGCGCUACCUCCAGCUUUACGCCCUGUUCCUCCUUGGAAUCAUCAUCUGUCUCGUGUUACCUAACCUCAAUUUGAGAAUCCACCAUUACAUCCUUGCACUGCUUCUCGUUCCAGGGACUAGGAUACAGACGAGGCCGUCGCUACUCUACCAAGGGAUUUUAAUAGGGUUUUUCAUCAAUGGUAUUGCUCGCUGGGGGUUUGAUGCGGUUCUACAGACGUCGUCUGAUUUGCAGGGCGACGCUCAACUGGGUUCGCCUCUACCUGAAAUCCUGACGCCUGUCAUUAACACGACUCUCUCAACCCUUUCGACAAUCACAUUUACAUGGCAGGCUUCGCCAGGAGUACGAUAUGAUGGUAUCAGCGUGCUCGUCAACGACGUUGAAAGAUACCGUGCGUUUUGGGGUGACGAGGGAUCAGACCAUUUCACCUGGACCCGCGAGAAUACGUCGAGCUACAACGAGUACUUUCGGUUUGGUUUCAUGUCUGGUACAGACAGCGGAGACUAUACCAAGGCUGGUAUUUGGGACAAGGACCUCAAUUGGACGGCUCCAGCAGCGGGCCCCUCGAGGAUCAAAGGCCGGGAUCUAGAUGCGCAUGAAGCAGAGCUAGUGCCGCGCUCGGUAUGGAAAUGAAUGAUGUUAGCGUUACGACCGGUAUAUCGACGACAGCGAUGGAAUCUCAUGUAACAUAUUUACCCCAUUGCGAAAUCCCAUGUAUAAAGCGAAAUUGGAAUUAUUGAACAGUUUACCUACCGCUAGGUAUUGACUAUAUUGUAUCAGACAAGCCUUCCCUUGCCCGUAGUGGAUGGCGCGGGGCUUCCUCACAACGUUAUUUCAAUACCUAAAUUGAAUAUUGUGUCCCGCUAAUUUAAACGCCAUUCCCUCCCCUCAGCAAUAAACUCCGAGUUUAAUUCCUAAGCCUGCGCAUCGGCCACCUCACUCACAAGUCCUAACCAUAUAAGUCACUGUCUGAUUUCCCGUCGCAGGGACCUUGGGCUUGAAGUCGAGGUAGACGAGCUAUUGCGCCACGCGCAAAGACGUACAAUU
This is a messenger RNA of Annulohypoxylon truncatum, 2476 nucleotides long. RefSeq lists its product as uncharacterized. The record is from RefSeq and is a predicted model, not a curated record. Lineage: Eukaryota; Fungi; Ascomycota; Sordariomycetes; Xylariales; Hypoxylaceae. The transcript has a single exon. Bases 83 to 2062 code for a protein of 659 amino acids.